AUGCCCAAGCCCACCCUGGGCCCAACAAGGCCCGCACUCCGCCUCCACUGCCGCCCUCCACCGCCCCAUGUUGCGCCUCACGGCGUUGAUCCCUCGAAGAUCCAGAUCCCUGCGCCAACUGUCCUGAAGCAGGUCCACCCUGACAUCGGAAUCUCCAGCAAGGCCAUGGGAAUCAUGAACAGCUUCAUCAACGACAUCUUCGAGAAGCUCGCCCAGGAGUCGUCCAGGCUAGCCAGGUACAACAAGAAGCCCACCAUCACUUCCCGGGAGAUCCAGACCGCCGUGAGGCUCGUGCUGCCCGGCGAGCUCGCCAAGCACGCCGUUUCGGAAGGGACAAAAGCCGUGACUAAGUUCACCAGCUCUUGAAAGGGCUUAGGGUUUGUGGAUUUCAAUGUCCGGUAUUUGAAAUCGAGCCCUUUGGGUCUAGGGUUAGGGUUUUAAUUAGUAAAUGUGCAUUUUUCUUUCUAUUUUUUGUGACUUUGUGUUGAUUUGGAACUCGAUCUUUAUCUUGGUAGGAAAUGAAAUAUGAUGGUUCAUAUAAUCCUUAAUGCUUUGUAAGGUGUUUGAUGAAAUGCCCAACAGAACUGAUUGGGGGUUCUUA
Messenger RNA from Malus domestica (apple), 601 nucleotides. The record is from RefSeq and is a predicted model, not a curated record. Lineage: Eukaryota; Viridiplantae; Streptophyta; Magnoliopsida; Rosales; Rosaceae.